This is a messenger RNA of Amblyraja radiata (thorny skate), 3559 nucleotides long. RefSeq names its product BARX homeobox 1 (gene barx1). The transcript has 4 exons. Gene Ontology annotation, biological process: regulation of DNA-templated transcription. The coding region runs from base 709 to 1458 and encodes 249 amino acids. NCBI's taxonomy places the organism in Eukaryota, Metazoa, Chordata, Chondrichthyes, Rajiformes, Rajidae. Gene Ontology annotation, molecular function: DNA binding; DNA-binding transcription factor activity, RNA polymerase II-specific. The record is from RefSeq and is a predicted model, not a curated record.
UUGAACAAAUACCUUUAUUAUGUGCUGGCUUUCAAUAAACUGCGCCAAAUAGGCCACGGCAUUUAAGCAAAACAGCAAAUGAAACCUAUUGCAAUUAUCGAACGGUGUUUAUUGUCUUCAUUUUUUUUCUCGCGCGUCCAACUUUUGGUAUAUUUACGUUGUUUAAUAAAAGCUGGGAGGUGUUAGUUUGGAAGCAGGAAUCCGCGCAGUAUUCGCUACGAUCCGGACUCCUGCGGUUACGGGCGGGAUGUUUUUCAGUUAAUGAAUGGUAAGGAAGGCAGCGAUAGGCUGUUGGAGGAGCUGGGAGGCUCCUUCCAGGGCGGGGAGAGAGCGAGGGAUUGAGAGAGAAAGAAGAAAUCACGUGAGUUAAUGAUGUUGCAAAGCUCCCAACUCUCGCUCACUGCCCACAGCAUCGAACCGCUCAGAAAUCGGGAAAAGCUGCAAAUCAACACAAGCGAAUAAGCAACACGGCGGCCGGUCGAGACAGCAAAAGCCGAGAACGGAUCACGCUCGUUACAAUGGCAACUUACUUUGCAUCCUAGGAGAAAAUGUGCAGGAAUGACACUAUUUAUCGCGUGGAAAUGAAAACGCGCUGUGGUGUCGGGCACUGAGAGGACUUGUGGGGGAUAGAGCGAUCAGCCAUCGCGGCGACUGGAUCCAUUCAACCUGUUUUGCUGGCGAUUUGUCUUGGAUUGUGGCGUGGACACGAUGAUGCAGCAUCCCCUGGAGCUGGGGGCUCAUUACCUACCCCACGAGCCGAUCCACGAUUACAGGUCACACCGGUACAGGAGCUUCAUGAUCGAGGAGAUAUUGACCGAACCCACGGGCUCAUGCAAAGCCGCGAACGGAGGUGAGCUCCUCAAAUUCGGCGUCCACGCUCUGCUCAACAGCCGGCCCUACCACGGUCAUCUCGCUGGCUUGAAAUCGGAUCACGCUGGAGUUUUCAAGUUUCCGUUGGGUCCGAUCUCCUGCAGCCUCGCUGCUCCUUUAGGUUCGGCAUUAAUAUCCGGAGGGUCGAGUCUGGCCGGUGGUCCCGGAGGCCCCCAUCUCCCGCUAGACCUACACCUCCGGUCAAAGCUCGAACAAGGUCCAGACCCAGGAAACAAGGGGAAAAAAGGCAGGAGGAGCCGAACUGUCUUUACUGAACUACAGUUAAUGGGCCUCGAGAAAAGAUUUGAAAAGCAGAAAUAUCUCUCAACGCCAGACAGAAUAGAUCUAGCAGAAUCUCUGGGUCUCAGUCAACUUCAGGUGAAAACUUGGUACCAAAACCGAAGAAUGAAGUGGAAGAAAAUAGUAUUGCAAGGCGGAGGUCUGGAGUCCCCGACAAAGCCUAAAGGUCGCCCAAAGAAGAACUCCAUUCCCACAAGCGAGCAGCUUUCAGAGCAAGAGAAGAUUAAAGAAGGCGAGAAACAGACGGAUAAUUCCCCAUCGCCUUCCGAAGUGAACCAGGAAGAGUAGCGCGCACGGAUGGGCAAAAUAGAACUAUUGACACACACGGGGCGGCGUUGCCAGCGUUGACCUUGAAGUUCCAGCGCUUGUCAUAAGGCGGAAUUUACACCCAAACCGUAAAUGUCAGAUCCACGUUUGAAAUCAACCGUUUUGUCUCUUUCCAAGCACCAGCUGGCGGACCGUCCACUAACAGAUUUGUCUUUAUUACAUUUUAUUAAGUUUGGAGUUUGGAUCAAUUUCCCAUGAACACGGAAGUCUGUUGUAGAAAGUACAUUUUUUAAAAUGAAAUUGCUUUCAGCCCCUACAUAAGGCUGGUUACCCAGAAAGAAGCUGAAAAUUGCUUAGCGGUUGAUCAUGAUGGAAAUGUCCUUUCCAUUAUACACAGUGUAGCAUUUUGGCGCCUUUCCCACCAAAGUUUCGGCUGCAUAAAAUUAAAAAACUCUGAAUCAAAGUAAGUUUUUACAUUUUGUAACAGUCUUUCCAGCGGCAUUUCGGCAUUUCUUACAAAUGACAGUAUUGUUGAGAGAGAAGCAAUUUAUUUUCGGUCUCAGCACACACUACUGUGGUGCCUCUCCGUCAAGUUAGCUUGAUAAAUAUUUUGACCAAACCAAUUAGAUAGUAGGUAGAAUGUGUUAUGGUUCAGUGAAGAAGGGCUACAGCUGCAGCAGCAGAUUUGAAGUAUUUGUACCGAGUACCGAAUUUAUAAAUGAUUUCAUACACUUGUGAAAGAUAGAAGCUAUAAAUAUUUCUUGCAGCAACGACUGUGGCUAAAGCCAAGAAACGUGCCUUAUGCCUUUCCCCAAAGAGAGGGUACAAACGUUGAUAUCUAAUUAAAUGUGCCUGUAUGUUUUAAAGUUAUAUUUCCCUUUAUACUACCCAUACAUGGAUACAAACAAUAAAAGAUUAUCUGUCCUUGUAUUUAUUUUUUUAUUUUUAUGCUUUUUAAAAUUAUGUGCGCGUUUAGACUAGAACAUAUAAAUCAUUUUAAUUAGAGGUGGAUUGGUACUUUACAUGCAAGUUUCAACCUCAGGGCGCAUGUGGUAAAACAAUGCUAUAUUUAUAUUUCUUCCCUCGCAUUCCUUCCUUUAACGUUAUGCAUAUUACGCAGUUGUUCGACCGAAUAGAACUAUUGGGUCUUAUGCAAGCUCGUAGUGGAUAUUAAGCAGAUAUAAAACGGCCAUUUAAGGGCGGAAGGACACACGGUUAACUUCAGGCGAAACUGACAUAAAACUCGUUCUUUCACAUGGAGCCUGGUUUAUUUUUCAGUUAGUUGCUGCCUCUCUCAGUUUGCAGUUCAUGCCCGCUUACCGUCGCCAGCUACCGAGUUCAGUACAGGCCCUUGUUCCCUUCUAAUAUCCUGCCACGUCCAACGAUUUUCCUCCCGGAUAAAUAAAUUUCAUCCGAUUAGAAUCGAUUCGAAAUCCAGCUAAGUAUGAUUAUUUGUUCUGACCGAUUAGAUGUAAAAACACUUGUAGAUUUCUGAUGAGCCCGUAAAUGCAUUUAAAACCUAUAAAACUAUUAAAGGCUCAAGAAAUGUAGGAUUAACUAUUAGUGACGUAGAACGAGGAGCUCUGUUUAGAAUUGAAAGAUUAAAAUUGGACAGUUCAUUACUAUUCCAGCUCAACCAUUUGGCAUUAAGAAUAUGAGUAGCGUUAUUUCAAAAGCGGAGCGAGAUACUGAAAACAUCGAACUUCGGCUGAACCAAGCGACGGUGUUGCUUCAGUGUUACGGGUCUAUGGUUAACUCUUAAGUGGUCCAGUGCCACAUGACCUUUGCCCCGGUCAAUUAUUAAACAAAAACUUAAACAUCUAUGAAAGUCUGUGUCAGUCAAAAACAUUACACAUUGAAUAGUGAGUGAUAUGUGAUCUGUUGGAAUAACAAGCACGUGGGACUUCUGCAGGUAGCAGCUACCUGGCCCAGAACCAAUAUAUCUGGCAUGUUGCAUUUUUGUUAACAUUAACGUUUUAGAAUGUCAAAUACGUUUUGAAUUUUGUAAAGAUAUGAAUACGUUAUAAGAAUAAUCUAUACACUGUAUAUUUGUGGAUUAUUGUCGACGCAUACUUAAUUCGAAACCACAUUAAUAUAAGCAAUUAAACAUUUUGUCACAAUG